AUUUAUUUUAAGAAUAAAUUAAUUAAAAAUAUUUUUUGCAUUAUAAUGCCGUCUGUUAAGAAUUACCCUUCUAGUGAAGUAAAUCAGUAUGAAUUAUCGUCUAGAUUAUUAACUUUAACCGAGAACAAUACAUCUUAUACGUUGACUCAAAUCAAUGGACAAAGGAUUUAUAGAAAAGCACCCCAUGCAUGGAACGGACCAGAACCAUCUAGAAAUUGUGAGGUGUUUAUUGGGCGCAUCCCCCACGAUUGCUUCGAGGACACCCUGGUGCCCCUGUUCCGCCAGGCCGGGGAGCUGUUCGAAUUUCGUCUCAUGAUCAACUUUUCGGGAUGGAAUAGAGGGUACGCUUUCGCUAUGUACACGACUGAAGUCGAGGCAAGCAAUGCUAUACGUAUGUUCAACAACUACAUGAUUCGCCCUUCGUGGCAAUUGGGCGUGUGCCCGUCGAUCAACAACUGCCGCAUAUUCAUAUCGCGCAUCCCGGCGGGCACGCCGUCGGCGGAGAUCGUGCGGCUCGUGUACGCGCUGACGGAGGAGGCGGUGGAGGUGCGCGUGCGGCGGUCGGGCGGCGGCUGCGCGGCCAUCGCGGAGUACCGCUCGCACCGCGGGGCGGCCAUGGCGCGCAAGGCGCUGGUGGCGGCGGCCGCGGCGGCCUGGGGCGCCGGCGCGCGCCCCGCCGUCGACUGGUCGCUGCCGCAGAGCGCGCACCUGCUGCGCCAGUACCGCGAGGUGGGCCGCUGGACGCCGGAGCGCGGCGUGGAGAUCUACCGCUUGCCCGAGGAGCCGGCCGGCAGCACCGCCGCGUCCUACUCGCUCGAGCGCUGGUCGCAGGCGCGCCGCUUGCGCAUGAUACACGAGGCGCACCGCGCGCACGCACAGGCGCACCAACCUCACGCGCAGCUACCACGUGCGCAAGUGACGUCACACGCGCAGGUGGCUGCGCAGCUGCAGGCGGCGCAGGCGCAGCUGCAAGCAGCGCAGCAAAUGCCACAGCAGCAGCAACUGCAGUCGCAAGCGCAGUCGCUGUCGCUCUUGCAGCAGGGGCAGCUGCAGAACGCUGCGGCUAAUGACUGGGCCCGUUCAAGCAUGAGCGCAAGCCCAUUAUCCAGCGCCAGUUCGACCUGGGGCACGUGGGGCCCGUGGGGCUCCGCCAGCGAGGGCGAAGCGCCCGACGCGCCGCCGUACAACCCGUGGACGGCCCCGCACCCGCUGCACGAGUUUAUGGACAAGCAGGAGUGAGCCUUCGCCCCAACAGGGUAACUGUGUAACGCUAAGAAGCUUUUGGUGUAUUAAUUGUAACUAACUUGUUUUAAUGUCUUGUAUGUGCUUU
Messenger RNA from Colias croceus (clouded yellow), 1330 nucleotides. Its product is annotated as probable RNA-binding protein 46. Gene Ontology annotation, molecular function: mRNA binding. The record is from RefSeq and is a predicted model, not a curated record. NCBI's taxonomy places the organism in Eukaryota, Metazoa, Arthropoda, Insecta, Lepidoptera, Pieridae. The coding region runs from base 46 to 1239 and encodes 397 amino acids. The transcript is spliced from 6 exons. Gene Ontology annotation, cellular component: nucleus.